This is a messenger RNA of Drosophila novamexicana, 3446 nucleotides long. RefSeq lists its product as uncharacterized. Bases 162 to 3389 code for a protein of 1075 amino acids. Gene Ontology annotation, cellular component: membrane. The transcript has 18 exons. NCBI's taxonomy places the organism in Eukaryota, Metazoa, Arthropoda, Insecta, Diptera, Drosophilidae. The record is from RefSeq and is a predicted model, not a curated record. Gene Ontology annotation, molecular function: transmembrane transporter activity. Gene Ontology annotation, biological process: transmembrane transport.
GAAAUCGUGAAAAACAUCUGUGAUAAAUUAAUAACCAUAUAGUAUAUUAAUUGUUAUGCUGAUGCUAUGGGACAUUUUUAAUUGACUAGUGCCAUAAAUUACUUAAUAAAAAGAAAUUGUGAUACUCAAAUCAACCAUAAGGAAUCGUAUAGUACAAAAAUAUGGCCGAGAACAAUAUUGAAAGUGUCAACCGCGUCAAAACAAAAGACUCCGAUACCGAUACAGAUGGCAAUUCCAACAGCACUGCGGUGGCCUCAGCCGCCGCUCCAGAGGAUGAGCCAGCAGAUUUUGACAAGGCUAUGAUAGCAUCUGGCUUUGGACGAUUUAAUCUAAUACUACUGAUAAUGGCAAUACCAGCGACCUGUGCGAAUAUGUUCGAGUCGUCGACGAUGUCGUAUAUUCUGCCUAUUGCCGAGUGUGAUCUUCAUUUAACAUUAACCGAUAAGGGCAUACUGAAUGCUUGUGCAUAUGCGGGAAUGAUUAUAUCGGCAAUACCCUGGGGCUAUUUGGCCGAUACGAAGGGACGUCGCAAGGUGCUCGUCUAUGGCUAUUUGUUGACCUCGAUUUGUGUGUUUGGCAGCUCGCUCAGCCAAAACUUUAUAAUGCUGGUGACGUUUAAGUUUCUCGGUGGCCUUAUUGUCAACGGCCCGGCAGCUGUGCUCUUCACGUAUCUGACGGAAAUGCAUGGACCCAAACACAGAUCUCAUGUGCUGAUGGUUGUGGGUAUGAUAACAAGCGCCUCCACAUUGCUGCUACCCUUGCUGGCCUGGGCCACCUUUCCCCGGGACUGGGACUUUGUGUUCUUUGGCGGUCUUAACAUUCACAACUGGCAGAUAUUUUUGUUUAUAUGCGGUUUGCCCAGUUUGAUAAGCGGUCUCAUAAUGUGCCUUAUGCCAGAGAGUCCCAGAUUCUUAAUGGCACAGGGCCGCAAUGCGGAGGCCUUGCUGGUGCUGCAAAAGAUCUACCAGAUCAAUACGGGCAAGCCAAAGGACACCUAUCCAAUCAAAAAACUUGUUAUGGAGGUGCCCAGUCGCGAUGCUCAGGAGGACGAGGCUAUCUACACGAUUGAGGAGAAGCCGGCGGUGAAGACUGCCACAAAGCGACCGUCGCGCACCCUGCUGGAGAGCCUGAGUGCCGGCAUGCAACAGAUGAAGCCCAUGUUCCACAAGCCCCUGCUGCGCCUUUCGAUGCACUGCUACACGAUGCAGUUCUGCAUAUUUCUGGGCAUGAAUACCAUACGUCUCUGGUUGCCCCAGUUGUUCGCCUCAAUGGCCAAUUAUGAGGCUGCGCAUGCCAAUGAUGAUGAGUCCGCCAGCAUGUGCACCAUACUCGAGUACAGCGUCAAUAAAACAGCUGAGACCUUGACGGAUUACAACAAUGCCUGUUCUGAGCCCCAAGCCAUAUCCAUGGAUAUGUAUAUUAACAACAUUAUCGUCUCGGCUUGUGGAUUUGCUGGCUAUUUCUUUGCUGGAGCUAUAAUACGUAUGGCUGGCGCCAAGCGUUUGCUAACUUACGGUCUAUUCAUAUCGGGUAUCCUUGGCCUAGCGCUCUAUUGGUCCAUCAACAGUAUCUCGACUAUUAUCAUUUCUUCGGCUUUUGUCACAGUGGCGGGCAUUGCCGUGUCCUCUCUGCUGGGCGCCGUUGUAGCGCUCUUUCCCACCCAAUUGCGCUCAUUGGUGGUGGCCACUGCCAUGAUGUGCGGUCGGUUGGGCGCACUCUCCGGCAAUCUUCUCUUUCCGGUUUUAAUACAGAUCGGCUGUGUGCCGCCCUUUGUGAUGGUCGCGUCCGUCAUGUUGCAAGCCCAUAUAUAUAUACUUACGAUUCAGAUGGCUCAAGCAGGAGAUUCAGGUAACAAAAUUGCGGAUUUCGAGACGGCGAUUGCCGAAUGCGGUUUUGGGCUAUUCAAUGUACUCAUUAUGAUCUGUGCCAUGCCCUGUCUAUCGGCUAUGGUCUUCUCCGCCUCGUCCAUGUCGUACGUAAUGCCAACAGCUGAGUGUGAGCUGAAGCUGACCGUGUUGGACAAGGGUCUGAUGAAUGCUGUGACCUAUGCAGGCAUGAUUAUCUCAGCCAUACCGUGGGGCUUUGUGGCUGAUACGAUGGGACGUCGCCUGGUUCUCAUCACUGGCGGUUGGAUCGAUGGUAUCUGUGUGCUGUGCUCGGCCCUAAGUCAAAACUCCUCGCAGCUGAUGUUAUUUAAGUUCUUCGAUGGACUAGUUAUCUGCGGUCCAUUUGCGGUGGUCGUCAGUUAUCUGGCCGAAUUCCAUGGCAGGCAGCACAGGCACUAUAUUAUGCUUUUCGUUGGCUUAAGUAUUUCCAUCGGUGCCCUGACAUUGCCGACAAUGGCCUACUUUCUGCUGCCGGUGCACAUUUACUUUACUGUUGGAACUCUGCGCUUUCACACUUGGCAAAUCUUUUUGGCGCUUACCUCAGUGCCCAGCCUGCUGAGUGGCUUUCUGCACAUCUUUCUGCCAGAGAGUCCCAAGUUUCUCAUGUCCCAGGGCUACUACACCAAGGCGCUGGCUUCCCUGCAGCGCAUCUAUGCGGUGAAUAAGCGCAAGAGCCGCGACACCUAUCCGAUCAAAACUCUGACGGAUGCCACGCCCGAACGAACCGACGAGGCUCAGGAUCCAAGCAAACGCGACUCGGUGGCGCUGCGCUUCCGUAAAACCAAACGUAAAUUUAUUGAUGGCCUGAAACAGCUGAAGCCCAUGUGUACCACUCCCUAUCUGGGAUUAUCCGCGCGGGUGUAUUGCCUGCACUUUUGCCAAAUCAUGUGCGUGAAUUCGGUGCGCCUAUGGCUGCCACAGAUCUUUGCCACAAUGCACACCUUUGAGGUGCAGGGAAUCGACGAUAGGAGUAUGUGCGCGGUCCUGGGACUCAAUUUGUUGCGGCGCAACGGUACGACCGCAACGAGGGAGGAAUGCGACAUACAUCAGCAACCGGAAACAUAUAGGGACAACAUAAUUGUGGCAGGCAUUGGCCUAGUUGGAUUCCUGCUCAUCUUCCCCCUGCUGAGCAUUCGCGGUGUCGCCAACCACAUACUAAAGGUCAGCCUCUUUAUAUGCACGUUCCUGGUGGGUGGUCUCUACUUUGCAACGUCGACGCUGGCAACGCUUAUUCUAGCCGCGGUCUAUUUGACUGUCAUGGGCAUUUGUGCGUCCACGGUUAUUGGCAUGUGUGUGGUCGUGUUUCCUACAUUGAUGAGAACAAUGGUUCUAUUGCUGAUCAUGACAUUCGGCCGUUUGGGUUCGGUUACUGGAAAUAUAUUACUACCCUUCUUUAUACAAAUGAGUUGCUGGGCCCCAUUCCUUUGGCUUUCCAGUCUAAUGGCCAUUGCAUUUACAUUCUCAUUGUUCCUGAAAGUGGAUGUCCAACAGUCACUUAAUUAACUGAUUGAUUGGUGUAGUUACAAGAAUUUAAUAAAGUAAUAUGUAAAAAUGUAUGUA